Molecule: messenger RNA, 884 nt
Organism: Astyanax mexicanus (Mexican tetra)
Lineage: Eukaryota; Metazoa; Chordata; Actinopteri; Characiformes; Acestrorhamphidae
Gene: psmb12
Product: proteasome 20S subunit beta 12
Exons: 6
Coding region: 99-749 (216 amino acids)
Cellular component (GO): proteasome core complex
Molecular function (GO): threonine-type endopeptidase activity
Source: RefSeq, a predicted model, not a curated record
GAAUUGUUACUUUAUUAAUGGAGUAAAGAGAACCGUCCUGCUGCUGCUGCUGCUGAAGCUCGAUCAGUCCGACCACCUUUAGACACAAGCGUUCAGCGAUGGACAGACCCCCGAACCCUCAGAAUACUGGAGUCAGCACAGGUACGACCAUCCUUGCAGUGAAGUUUAAUGGAGGAGUUAUUAUUGGUUCUGAUUCCAGGGCCUCAAUCGGUGGGUCGUAUGUGUCAAAUAAAAUGAUCAACAAGCUGAUUCAGGUUCAUGACAAAAUAUUCUGUUGCAUUGCUGGAUCAUUGGCAGAUGCACAAGCCGUUACAAAAAUGGCCAAGUUUCAGCUAUCUUUCCACAGCAUACAGAUGGAGGCUCCUCCCUUGGUGAAAGCUGCAGCAUCUGUGCUGAAGGAACUGUGCUACAACAAUAGGGAAGAGCUGCAGGCCGGUUUUAUCACAGCGGGCUGGGACAGGAAAAGAGGGCCACAGGUGUACACAGUGUCGAUGGGAGGAAUGCUGAUUAGUCAACCUUUUACUAUUGGCGGUUCUGGUAGUACCUUUAUCUAUGGCUAUGCAGACGCUAAAUUCAAACCUGACAUGAGCCGAGAGGAGUGUCUUCAGUUCACUACAAAUGCUUUGACCCUGGCUAUAGGCAGAGAUAACGUGAGUGGGGGCGUGGUCCACAUGGUGGUGAUCACUGAGGAUGGAGUGGAACAUGUGGUUGUUCCUGGUGAUAAACUGCCCAAGUUCCAUGAUGAAUAGAAUAUACUGUAGUAGGACAUAAGCAAUCAACUGUAACAUUAGCACCCAAUCUGUGAUUGGAUUAAAGCUCCUGAAUGGACUAUGUAAUUCUCAUGUUUGGAAAUGUGCAUUCAUUAAACAUAAUUGGUUUGUUCA